Molecule: messenger RNA, 597 nt
Organism: Microbotryum saponariae
Lineage: Eukaryota; Fungi; Basidiomycota; Microbotryomycetes; Microbotryales; Microbotryaceae
Source: the annotation of a GenBank genome assembly
AUGUCAUCUACAGCAGCCCCUCCAGAUACACGAAUUCAACUGCUUUUAGACGACAUGCUCGAGAUUCCAGAGGAGCAAUUCACCGCUAUGUCUCCUGUUGCCGAGCUCACUGUCGGCGAGCUUCUCGCGUUCAAAUUUACCCGGCCUGACCUGACCGCAGCGCUCACCGUUUCCGAAUUCGAGCCAACAUUCCAUCAGCAUCAGAUUCACCCCAAUAACACUACCCGUGCAUUAUUCAACAAAACUCAUGAUCUUCGAGAAUUGUACGCCUCCAGCUAUCGAUCCAUCGAGGUUCAAUCCCCUUGCACGUCGAUAGUGGAACACAUGCCAAUCGGUUCCGAAGCAUUCUGGCAACAUCUGGACUCUGUCGAGCAGCUGAAGUCAACCAUCUCGGAUAACGUUGAUUGGCUAAGCAAUGUUGAGGUCAAUGACAAACGCGACGCUGCGUACAUCAAGCUGGCAAGCGCCUUGCUUGUUGCAUUUCGAACCCCUUCACUGCAAUCGAGAAAAGUUGCUCAUCACGUCGGCGUCUGCAUGCACCACAGUGCGCUAUAUUUACACAAAGCCGUCACCAGCAAUGCCUCACUGCAGUGUUGA